Molecule: messenger RNA, 1266 nt
Organism: Oppiella nova
Lineage: Eukaryota; Metazoa; Arthropoda; Arachnida; Sarcoptiformes; Oppiidae
Source: the annotation of a GenBank genome assembly
AUUAGAGGAACGGUACCCGGAAUACAAGGUCGGGCUAACACGAAAACCAUUUGCUACAAUCGGGUACAGAGCGUAUGGAAAUUGGGCCAGUGUUGCAGUAUCCGUGGCUAUGAAUAUCACCCGAUUCGGCACCAGUACUGUGUUUCUACUUCUAGUAUCCAGUCUACUAAAGGGGGUGUUCACGGGUCUGAACGCCGCUAAAGUCAUGAAUUUAGGGGUUUGUUCGUGGGUUCCGAUAGUAGGCAUAACCCUCACACCAUUCAUGUGGUUGGGAUCGCCGGCUGAUUUUUGGCCCGCGGCCUAUACAGCCAUGAUAUCCACUGUUUUGGGAUCAGUAUUACUAUUGAUUAGUAUAGGGAUGGACUCCAAGAAUCGUGCGAAAGAUGCCGUCUAUGCGAUGCCUACUUUUGUCAACUUUUUCAAGGCUUUCGGGAAUAUUCUGUUCUCUUUCGGAGGCGCCAGUGCUUUCCCUAACUUUCAAAAUGAUAUGAAAAAUAAGGAGGAGUUCCCCAGAGCUGUCACUUUUGGCUUCAUAGGUCUCCUAAUGCUAUACAUACCGGUGUCGGGUGGCGGGUAUGGUGUCUAUGGAACUAGUGUUCACCCGAGCAUUAUAGAGGACUUACCUGCCAAUGGGUUGACCACAACAAUUCAGAUCAUGUUUUUAAUUCACUGUUACUUCGCUUUCCUGAUUAUAAUAAAUCCGGUUUUACUCGAAAUCGAGGAAUUGCUGAAUAUUCCUAAACACUUCAAUUGGAAGAGGUGUGCGUUUCGUACGAUACUAAUGGCGGCGAUGGUGUUCACGGGGAUGUCGGUGCCCACGUUUGGCGACAUUAUAGAUCUGAUUGGGGGAACGACUGUCACGCUCAUGGCGUUCGUAAUGCCUCCCGCUUUCUAUUUCAAGCUGUGCUCCGAUGAUGGAGGCGGCGCCUGGACUAAGAAAGAGAUUCCCCUCUAUAUGAAGAUAAUUCUCAUCCAAAUCGCUAUACUUGGACUGAUUGGUGGCAUCGCAUCCACCUAUUCAUCCAUCGCUUCAUUCAUAGACCCCGACACCAGUCUAGAGCCGGCCUGUUAUGUCCGACACACCAAUAAUACAUACUUUUAUAGGUCAUAAUGAAUUUUGUUGUAGAUUUUAUUUUAAUUUUUAAUUUUCCUUGAUUAUGUACUUAACACACAAGUAUUAUUUAUAUCGAUACUUAGAUUUUAUAAUUAUUUUAUUGGAUUCCAUGUAUUAUACAUUAAAUUAUAAAUAAAUAUUAUGAUCAACUA